Molecule: messenger RNA, 492 nt
Organism: Lycium ferocissimum
Lineage: Eukaryota; Viridiplantae; Streptophyta; Magnoliopsida; Solanales; Solanaceae
Product: xyloglucan endotransglucosylase/hydrolase 2-like
Exons: 5
Coding region: 1-492 (163 amino acids)
Biological process (GO): carbohydrate metabolic process
Molecular function (GO): hydrolase activity, hydrolyzing O-glycosyl compounds
Source: RefSeq, a predicted model, not a curated record
AUGGAUGUGGUUGAUAGGAUGGAAUACAAGUUUUCUUUGGUGGUGGUCGUAUCUUUAGCCGGACGUUUCGACCAUGAAUUCGAUAUUACGUGGGGCUAUGACCUAGUUAAGAUAUUGGACAAUGGGCAACUACUUACACUGUCUCUUGAUAAUAAUUCACGCUUUGGAAUUUGGUCAAAAAGACAGUACAUGUUUGGGAAAAUUGAAAUGAAGAUCAAGCUUGUCCCUGGCAAUUCUGCAGUAGGUACAACAACUACAUACUAUUUAUCUUCAGUGGGACCAACUCAUGACGAGAUUGACUUUGAGUUUCUUGGCAACAUUUAUCCAAGGAUUCAGUUAUCCAAGCUCUGGAUAAAUUUGGCCAAGCAAGGAUCAAAUGGGUGCAAAAGAAAUACAUGGUUUACAACUAUUGUACUGAUAGGAAACGUUUCCCCCAAGAAUGAUGUUUGUGAGCGGUUCAGUAAUUUAUGCACUGAAGUUUAUUGUGGUUAA